Messenger RNA from Pistacia vera, 1289 nucleotides. Its product is annotated as mediator of RNA polymerase II transcription subunit 8-like. The annotation marks the transcript as partial. The transcript is spliced from 6 exons. The record is from RefSeq and is a predicted model, not a curated record. Gene Ontology annotation, cellular component: mediator complex. NCBI's taxonomy places the organism in Eukaryota, Viridiplantae, Streptophyta, Magnoliopsida, Sapindales, Anacardiaceae.
GCUUCGGGAGCACAACUCAUGGGAAGACCUGCUGCAUCUCCAUCUGGUCCUACCAGUGCUACGUCAUUUGAUAACACAACUGCAUCUCCACUGCCAUAUGCCAACUCGCCUAGGUCAGGCCCAAACAUGAUGAAUACACCAUCUCCUCAGCAACAAACCCAGCAACAGCAGCAACAGCAACAACAGCAGCAGCAGCAAAGGCAGAAAUUGAUGCAAUUACCUCCGCAUCAACAGCAACUUCUUGCUCAGCAACAAUUCAGGCAGUCUUCGAUGCAACUGGGACAGAACCAGUUGCCGCAGCUUCAUGAUUUGCAAGGCCAGUCACAACAAAAGUUUCAGCAGUUACAUGGCCAACAUCAGAUGCAAUUUUCUCAGCCGAUGGGUCACCAGCAAUUUCAAGGUAGGCAGCUGCCAUCUGGACAUGUUCAGCACGGGAUUGGUCAGAGCCAACUUGGCCAAGGAAAUCAGUUGAAUCGUCAUUUAGGCCAGUUUUCUGGUGCUGCUAAUAGUGCAUUGUUUAAUGCUGCUCAGGGGUCACCAAAUACUCAGAUGAUGCCUAAUAUGUCAGCCACCAUGCCUUCUCAAUCGCUUCUUCCACGGAUGCAGUUUGGAUUAGCUGGUAACAAUCCCCAAAGAAGUCAUGCUUCCCAAAUGUUGAAUGAUCAGAUGUUUAAUAUGGGACCGUCCAACCCGGGAGGCAUGAUGCCUAUGCAGCAGCAGCAACAACAGCAACAAGGUGCAUUCGGGAAUAUGGCUCCAAACGCUCAGAAUCUGCAAUCUAACAUGGUAGCACUUCAGAAUGCCCAACAAAAUCAUCCCAACUUUGGGCAGCAGAGACAACAAAAUCAGCAGUAACGUGGUUCUAUUUACUGAUAAUUGCGAGUUGUAUAGGACCACCAUAAGUUGUUCCACAAAUCACAUCUUCAGGGAUUAUAUGGAGUUGUAACUUUCAUAUGCAUGGCAUUGAACUUGGCCUUCUAGCAUACAAAUGGAAUAGGAUUGUCAAUUAUUGACCAAUUAUAGAAAAAGCUGGUAUAAAUCCUAUAUUCUAGUUCGAAAUGAGCUGUUAUCAGCUACAGAAGAUUAUUAUUAUCAUCAUCAUCAUGGACCUUCCCUCAUGAUUGAAUUAUAACAUAGACUAGUUUCAAAAUAAUUGAAGAAGUCCGAGAGAAUCUAGAAAAUUGUAGGAGAGGCAUUUGUUGUCCAUUCAAGUCAUGUCUACUAUGAAUGUGAAGGACAAUUCCAUUAUUAAAAUCAUUUUAUGCUCUUUAUGUUGGGCUGUAUUUUUU